UUUGUUGCUUUCACAUUACGUUUUGUAAGUUUUCUUCAACUAAAAUUAUUACCCUUUUAUUCUCGUAGUUAUAAUUUGGGCUCUGAUUUUUGUCUGAUUUAUUGGCUUGCUGAACGGAAUGGCUCUUCGCGGGCUGCGGGUGCUUGAGAUGGCAGGCUUAGCACCGGGACCCUUUUGUGGAUUAAUUUUAUCGGACUUCGGUGCUCGUGUUAUUCGCGUUGAACGUCCCAACAGCGCGACGUUUCACAUGGAUAAACUAGCGCGCGGAAAGGAGAGCAUGGCCCUCAAUCUGCGCCAUGCGCAGGGACAAGCCGUCUUCCUUGAUCUGUGCUCGAAAUCGGACGUUGUAAUUGAUACAUACCGCCCAGGAGCGAUGGAGCAGAUGAAACUGGGCCCAGAACAAGUCUUAUCCGUUAAUCCAUCGUUGAUUUUCGCGCGUCUGAGUGGAUUUGGACAAACUGGACCGUUCAGCGAAAAAGCUGGGCAUGAUAUUAAUUUUCUCGCUUUAUCGGGUGUUCUGUCAAAGCUCGGACCGAAGCAGGGAAAUCCACGUCCUCCGCUGAUGCUUUUGGGCGAUAUCGGUGCUGGAGGAUUGUUGUGUGCAUUCGGAAUUCUGUCCGCUGUAAUUGAACGUAUUACGACCGGAAAGGGAAAAGUUCUCGACGCAAAUAUUACAGAUGGCGCGGCGUACUUUUCGACUUUGCUGUGGCGGGCCGCGGAUUUGCCAGUGUGGGGCAGAGGACGAGGGGAUUCGUGGUUUGAUGGCGGACUGGCGUAUUAUGACACAUACCGGUGUCGCGAUGGAAAGUAUGUGGCGGUCGGGUGUCUGGAAAAACCGUUUUUCGAUCAGCUGCUGAAAGGAUUGCAGUUGGAAGGGAAGUUUGAUCAGACCGAUAAUCAGGAUUCCCUUGGAACAAUAUUUACCGAUUGCUUCGCACAACGAGAUCGAGAUGACUGGAUACAGCAUUUUAAUAGUUUUGAUGCCUGCGUCACGCCGGUGCUUACAACGGAAGAAGCUCCACUUUAUCCUCACCAAAAAGAGCGGGGCACGUUUAUGAAAAAUGAUUCCGGUCUCGGGAAUGAACCGGCACCGUUCCCUAAGAGUUUAGCCUUUGGUAACUCGUACGAUUCUCCACAGCCCAAGAGAAGAGAAGUGCUGCAUCCCGGCCAAGAUACGAUUAAGAUUCUUAAAGAAAUGGGAUAUGCUGAUGAAAAAAUUGAUAAAUUACGAGCGGACGGUGUUGUGGAAGCGGAUAUGUGAUUUGUGACUUGGCUUUUGAUUAAUGGACUAAUAAUUUAUUUUUUAUUUUCACAUGUAUGCUAGAACAUGUGAGUAAGUAUUGGUUUUUUCUUACUCGUAACGAUGAAUUAUUAACAAGGGAUUUGGGCUUAUAUCUGUACUGAAUGU
Messenger RNA from Paramacrobiotus metropolitanus, 1408 nucleotides. RefSeq names its product alpha-methylacyl-CoA racemase-like. Lineage: Eukaryota; Metazoa; Tardigrada; Eutardigrada; Parachela; Macrobiotidae. The record is from RefSeq and is a predicted model, not a curated record. The transcript has 5 exons. Gene Ontology annotation, molecular function: catalytic activity. Bases 119 to 1261 code for a protein of 380 amino acids.